AUGAUGGUGUUUGUCCACCAGCAUUUGACCGCUGGAGACGUUGUCAUCGUCUUGUUUUUCUCGCGCCACUGUCCACACUGCAUCCGCUUCAAAGCCAUCUACUCCCGGCUCGCCGAUCGCCUCGGCCAGAAGGCGAAAACUGAACAGAAUGGCGUCUACUUCGCCGCCAUGGACGCCGGAGCCGCCCAGGUCGGCGAUCAGGAAGACUCCAUUUGGGCGAUUCUGCGAGAGUUCCAAGUCGCCUUCAUCCCCGACGUGCGCAUCCUCGUGCCUCUCCACCGCGUAAAGAGCGUGGACGCGGACGCCCGGUCCCCAGGAAGUCCAGCGCGCGGAGGAAAAUUGCAAACGGGGAGCGUCCAAGACCUCGGAGUCGACUAUCAAGGCCUCUCCGUGUGGACCCUGCAAGUGCCCCACGAGGCCAUGUCCGAAGACGGUAUCCAUGCCCUCCUGCGCGUCCACGUUGAUUCCAAAGGAAUUGACAAAUUGGAAGAACGCGACGGCCAACACACGGAAAAAAGACGUUCGCGACAGGAGACGCUGGAGAACAACCUCAAAGAGCUGGCGUCGAUAUGCCCGGCGUCUCCUCCGAGUUUCUUCCCGCCGUCGACUUCGUCGUCGUCGCAUCCCGCGUUGUGUCGAGGGCAAGAGAGGUGGGAGGCGACGGCCGAGAGGGUGGAGGCGGAGACUCCUCGUCAACGGCUGCACGACGCCCUGGCCGUUUUGCUGCACAUGUUGAAGAACUGGGUAGUUGCAGGCGACACAAGCGCGCAUUUGUCAUUGGAGAAAGAACGCGCGCUAGUCCGCCUUCUCGAAGUCGCCAGGUAUGCGCUGCCAGGGAAGACCAUCAAAGCAGCGGUGUUUCGUCUCCUCCUCCAGCUCCACGAGCAAGGCUCUGGAGUGCAGCCUCUCCCCCCUGAUUUCCUUUCGAAGGACGACAUCCAGGGCGCCCUCAUGGAAGUGAACCAGAGCGAGAACGUCGAAACCUCCUCUGAGACAGACUCCGCCUCCACUGACGCUUCUCCUGCGCCCGCGUCCACGGGUCCCUCUGUCGAGGCGGCGGAGGACGACGCGGAACCUUCUGUCGUGCGCCUUUUGCCGAAGGACAAGUGGGAGAAGCUGCUGGCGGGGCUGAAGAUUGCCGGGGUGUCUGGGGAAGAUGCGACUCCAGGCUCGCAACUGCCUGCGUUGCGCCACUGCAGGACUCUCCUGUGCGGCGUGUGGACGCUCUUCCACAUUCUGGCUGAAGGCGCGCAUGCGCAGUUCAUGCGGAAAGUUGACCUCGCUCGCGCGAGAGGGUGGAGGCCCGCGGGCGCUGAGGCGCCGGAAAGGAAAGACCGGGAUGUCGGGGACCGCGCGACAGAUGACGACGAGGUCUACGUCCUGACGAGGGAGGGCGAAGAGCAGCAGACGCGAGAAAACGAUCGAGGCGAUAACAGGAACGGUCUGUGGUUCUUCGGACCCUACGACAGCGUGGCUGUGUACGCAGCCCAACAGUACAAGAAGCUGCUGCGAGCCGAGCGAGCAGAACAAGAGACCGGGGACCUGGAAAACGAAGACGCGUCGAAUCUGCGGAAAGAAGCCGCAGACGGAGAGAGCAAACACGAGAGCGAGGCGGCGUAUAUGCUUCAGGCUUUGAAAGAUACCUUUGGCCCCGUGCAAAACGAACAGGCUCUCAACGCGCUCGAGGAGGAACUCGUGGUUCUGGAGACGCAGUACGUUCUUCCGGCGAGCGUCGUCAUGGCAGCUGUACGCGACUGGGUCUUUUCCUUCUUCACGUGCAUCGCGUGCCGCACGCACUUUCUGCAGUGCUUCGAGCAGGGAUUCUACGGCAGAGACCAAGUGUCCCCGCCAACGGCCCACACGCGGGAAGGGUCCCCCGCUCUCGCUGAGAAGAGGCGUAUCCUGCAACGUAGCCUCAUCACUUUUUUGGAAAAACUCAAGAGAAUGGAGCUAGCCUCGGAACUCGCCGACUCCGCGUCUCCAGCCUCGUCGAAUGGGGAGUCGCCUACGGACGAGGAGCGGGAGGCGCUUCUGUCGAGUUUGCCGGCCUGGAUGUGGCUCUCGGCGGAUUCUUUCCGGGUCCGCGACUCUCUGGAAGUGGUGGAGGAAGAAGGAAACCUAAAGAAUCUCCUGCUAUGGCUGUGGCGACUCCACAACGCAGUGACCGUUCGGACGGCGGCCGAGGCGACUGUCGAAGCUCUGGCCUCCGAGGACGCGCUCGAAGGAGGAAUGAAGGCGCUGCAUGUGGGUCGAGCGACUUCUUUUUUCACCGCCAGUGGAGAGCCGCUGGGAAUCGGCGAGUUGGCGAAGCGGGGCUUGAAAACGGCGUACUUUCUGCAUGCAGACCCACGCUGGCCCCCGGCCGGGGAAGCUGCGUGUCGGCGCGAAGGCACGCCGCCUUUUCUGCUGACUCCGGACUACAUCGCAUCCAAAGGCGCGAGUGAGCAGGCGCAUCUUUGCGAAAACGUGGAUUUCACGGAAGACUUUGACCUCGUGAAAGUUCGUAAGUGGCUGCGAAGGACGUACUGGAGAGAGUCCUGGGAGCACUCGGGCGAAGGUGACGCCGUCGAUGUGAGAGAUCUCAGUGUGUUCGGCGAUGAGACCGCCCGUCUCCAUGCCACGUCCCUUCUCAGGGGUGCAGAGGAGAGCCGCGCGUAG
Messenger RNA from Neospora caninum, 2658 nucleotides. RefSeq lists its product as hypothetical. Gene Ontology annotation, biological process: protein folding. Gene Ontology annotation, molecular function: protein disulfide isomerase activity; flavin-dependent sulfhydryl oxidase activity. The coding region runs from base 1 to 2658 and encodes 885 amino acids. The transcript is spliced from 4 exons. The record is from RefSeq and is a predicted model, not a curated record. Gene Ontology annotation, cellular component: Golgi membrane. NCBI's taxonomy places the organism in Eukaryota, Apicomplexa, Conoidasida, Eucoccidiorida, Sarcocystidae.